Molecule: messenger RNA, 147 nt
Organism: Ambispora gerdemannii
Lineage: Eukaryota; Fungi; Glomeromycota; Glomeromycetes; Archaeosporales; Ambisporaceae
Source: the annotation of a GenBank genome assembly
AUGCUUCCGCGUCCGAUGACCACAAAUGAAAUUCUAUUUCUGUCUAAACCAAAUGAUUUAUUUACUCUUAAAAGUAAUCAAAUGCACUUAGGGAUUGCCGUGCCUAAGAACUCAGAAAUACUGAAAAGAAAAUUUGUAUUCGAGUAG